AUGAUGAUGAGCAGCAAAGAAGAAGAGAAAAAGUACCAAAAUAUUAUUACGGAAAAAUUAAGGGAACUGCUAGGUGAAUAUGAAGUGGACAUAUUAACGGAAUACGUUUGGCACAUGGCUGGCAAUGCCAAAAGUAGCCGAGAGUUUAUAUGCAAUGAGUUGAAGGAUUUCCUGGGAGACCACACCAACGUGUUUGUCGACUGGCUAAUGAAGCUCAUGGGCGAUAUUAAAAAACCACUAAAGAGUGAUAGCCCCUCGAAGAAUGAAAAGUCGUAUAAAUCGGAGAGUGGGAAGGAUAGGCAUCACGGCGGGGCUUCUCGAUCCAACAGGAGCAGGGAAUCCAAAUCAAGACAUUCCGCCACUCAAGGAAGGAGAACGAAGGACCACCAAAGGGAUUACGACUCCAGCAGAAGAGACACGUCCAUUACAAGAAGGCGGUCCAGAAGUUAUAGAAGCAGAAGCAGCAGGUACUCAUUGAACGAUGCAGAUUCGUUCAACAGAAGGAGAAACAAAAAAAGACAAAGAGGAGGAAUAGGCACAAGAUCCGUAUCGUCUAGUGUGAAUGCAAGAAAAUUUCACUACGACAGUAACAGACCUAGAUUCAAGAGAGGCGAAAAAGAAAUGGAUCGAAUGAAAGGAAGGGAUGAUAUGAAGUACAGAAGGGUUGGCAGAAGUGGCAGUAGCUCCAUGGCCCCUAGUAGAGUGAUCUACGUGGAAAAGGAGGAAGAGAAAAAAAUGAGUAAGUUUGGAGCACUGCAGGACGGUGCCCAAAAGAGGAAUGAUUUGGAAGGCAAACGAAUGAGCGACAGCGCAGAUGAGUACAACUCCAGCGAAAAGAAGAAUAAGGCCGUUCUAAAACCGAAUCCCCAGUUCGGAGGAGAUAAUCCCAUUCCCUUUUUGCAGCCAUCCGCUACGGGAAUGGCGAAUCACGAUAUGCCCAACUACCGCAUGAAUUUCCCAUACGAAAACGUAGGCCCGCAGCCGGGUUACGAUAAAGGAAUGAACCCUGCAGGGGGAAAUUACCAUCCAGGAAAUUACAUGCUAAGUCAACAGAAGCUCAUAGAUAAUAACGCCCUCAGUGGGAACAACUUUAUGCAGCCCCCCAUGCUGAAUAAUAGCUUCGUUAAUAAUAGGCACCCGAAUCGAAUGCACUUUAAUGCCCACAUGAAUAAAAAAGGUCCUCAUCCACCCGGAAAUUUUGUGAACCCUAAUAGCACACUGAAUCCCAGGAAUAAUCAACACAAUAUGUUUUUCUCGAAUAACAUGACGAAGCCGACUCCACCUCCUCCUUCGUAUAAUCCCCACGUACCUGCAUACACGCCACCAAAUUUUACAUCCCCUACGUUUACGCCUCCUUUGAAUACAAGACAGAAACAUUUUAAUGCACCCCAUAUGGCGACGGAGAGGAGAGUGCCUAUGAAAGGUCAGCCACCCAAUGGGUCCCACCCGUCAAAUGUUGCUGUAAAGGAAGAUGGUAAACAAAUCGCUGCAGCGGAGCAAGGGGCAGAGUCAGCAGAAGCAGAAGCAGGGGGUGACGGAAUUGGCGACAACGCGAAUUCGAGUGGGCUAUUAAAUGCAGACGCUCCCCAAGGACCCAACCCGGACGACCCAGCGGAUGCCAAGAACACCGUUGCAAAGAUUCCGAAGAAGUGCGCCUACCUGCCGAACUGCCAGUAUGGAGACAAGUGUCGUUACAUUCACCCCGUGGAAAACUGCCGCAACUGGCCGUACUGCGCCUUCGGAUCCGAGUGCAUCUACAUCCACCCCAAUGUGCCCUGUAAAUUUGGUUUGUACUGCGCGAACUACUACUGCAACUAUUCGCAUGACCACGUGGACACAGCGAAUCUGCCCGAGGUUGGCAUGAACGGAUACUUCCUGAACAAAAAAUUAGUAAAUAACAACGACAAGGGGAAUAAUAGCGGUGCCAACUUUGACGAUAAGGUAGCGCAAAUCUCCAUCAGCAUGCCGAAGACCCCACCAGAAAUGAAAAAGGACAACAGAACAAAAAAUUCUUACAACGAAAAUGAAUACCUGCAAAGUAUGCUGGAUGCAGAGGGACAACAAUUAAAUCAGGACAACAUGACACACGAACAUGCAGGUGAACUGAAUGGGAAUAACAAUUUAGGAGAGGAACAGGGAGUUGACCCCACAAAUGAAGGGAUGGAAGAUUGUGGCCUACUUGAUAAUGCAGGAGAAGAAUUCCAUGGGCAUCAAAUGGGAGAAGACCCAUGUGCUAAUGGGACAAAUGAAAAGGGAACGCUCGAUUACAACUGUUUCGACAUUGUAGUUAACCCGGACGGUGUAGGAACAGCAGAGGGGGGACAGGAGGAAGGGGCAUAA
Messenger RNA from Plasmodium coatneyi, 2340 nucleotides. RefSeq lists its product as uncharacterized. The transcript is spliced from 13 exons. Gene Ontology annotation, biological process: regulation of mRNA stability. NCBI's taxonomy places the organism in Eukaryota, Apicomplexa, Aconoidasida, Haemosporida, Plasmodiidae. Gene Ontology annotation, cellular component: nucleus; cytoplasm. Gene Ontology annotation, molecular function: metal ion binding; poly(A) binding. The coding region runs from base 1 to 2340 and encodes 779 amino acids. The record is from RefSeq and is a predicted model, not a curated record.